AUGGACGAAAUUUAUCCUUUUGUAAUUUGUGUGACAAUAUUUCAUUGCUGUGCAUACUUUUUUGAUACGUUUUUUAAGGUGUAGAGGCCGUCCAGCUGUUGCUCAUCAGUCUUGUUUGAAGCAGUGACCAAAGUUAAAGUUUCUAUCUGAGUAGAAGAGUGACUGAACGACAGAUUGUCGAAGUAAACAGGGAACGUCUCUGUUUAAGACUAUGAUGAAGGAUUACAGUCAGCCUUGGAAGUCUGAACACGCCCCAAAUGUUUCUCAAAUUCAAAAGGCCUAGGAUUGUCUUCAAGGAAACUGUGAUGAAUAACUUACAUAUACCUGGCUGCCAGAACAGACCAGUUGUGCAUUAGGCCUAAUCUGAAUUUGAAUUUAGUUUAUUGCCAUUAUCUUAAAUAAAACUUACUCACUGAAAAGCAAUGGGCAAAAGUAACUAAAACUAUAGUCAUGUAUGCAUCUGCCGUAUCUAAGACUUUUAAACAAUACUGGACUUCAAGUCAAACCUUUUCGACUCCACUGGUACACGACUGUAUUCAACAGACUGAUCCAAAAAUGGGGUUCAACAAGACCUAAGCUUCUUCUAGCCUGGUUCUCUGCUGGGACAUGGAUCGCUAUUGUUCUCAUGCCAAUAGCAGUGAUUUUGUUAACCCGCUCCAUCUACAUACUCCUAAAAGAUUUAGUCCAAGAAGAAAAGUCAGAGUUCACAAGUAUUGCCACACUUCAACCUUUGGUCCCUGGACUCAAUAUCCCAAUAUCGGACCUUGGCUACUACUUGGUGACACUCCUUGUGUGCACAGUAGUUCAUGAGAUGGGACACGCAAUAGCUGCAAUAAGGGAAGACGGUCGCGUGGGUGGAGUUGGCGUGGUGGUGUUUUUAUGUAUCCCAGUCGCCUACGUUUCAUUGGAGAAUUUGGAGCUAUUGACACCUCUGCGCCAGUUGCGUGUCUUGUGUGCUGGAGUGUGGCACAACGCUGUGCUCGCGUUGGCAGCAAUGUGUACUCUACUGGUCACUCCAUGGCUACUACUACCUCUUUAUGACUGGGGAAACGGUGUUCAGAUCCACUCAAUACAAUUGGAUUCACCAGUUUAUGGGAUGGGAGGCUUGAUGGAGAAAGAUCUAGUUACCAAAGUCAACGAGUGUGUUGUCACCGAUUCAUAUAGUUGGCAGAACUGCCUCGGUAGAGCUGUGAGGUUGGCGACACCUGGAUACUGCUUGCAAUCAGAGUUUAUUAAAGAGCACGAUGAAUCUGUUCCUGCCAAACAUCUGUCUUUGGGAGUAGUUGAGUGUUGCAACAGCAACGCACCGAGACACUUGUGCUUCGAGUACUUGGAGAUAGGAGACGAGCCGCUACAGUUGCCACAGUUCUCCUGUCUCAAUGCGCGCACUGUCGUUGAACACUCGGCUGCAGUGUGUUAUGACUCUCACGACUGUCCGGUCACGCUGCAUUGCUUCCGACCGUCGCUGGAGAAUUCUACCAAGCUGGUGACCAUCAGGACCAAGACCGACCGCACGGUGUUGUUCCUUGGACACCCAGCGGAAGUGUUCCACACUGUCAGUGUCAGUGACUACACCAAUCUCUACGCUCUAUUUCCAUCCACAAUCCCCGAGCGAAUACGUACGUUUUGUCAGUACAUUACAUCUUUUUCCAUUGGUAUGGCACUUCUGAACAUCAUUCCGUGUUUUUACUUUGACGGACAACACAUUGUCAGAUCUCUGCUGGAUAUUUAUCUGAUCAGACAUAUUGAACAUGCAAGUGUCAGACAUGCUAUGUCGCUUUGUUUUACUUUCAUCGGGACAUUUAUUUUAAGCUUGUAUUUAAUUCUGGCUUUGUGGUCGUCGUCUAUCAAGUAAAAGGCCUUAGGUGAAUUAUUUAACAGUAGCGUCCAUUUAAACUGUCUAAGACAAAGUGUGACUUAAUUAGUUAAUUUUUUUUUUUUUAAAUGCAUUACAAUUCAUAAGUAGUAAGGUAGUUUUUAAAUGUUCUUAGAACUUUUCUGGACUAUUUUAGUAAAGGUUUACAUUUACGUAGAUUUAGAAAGAUGACCAACAUUGUUACUUUUGAUAGGGGAUUUUUCCGUUUGUAGGAAUAAAUUUAGAGAACUAUUAUUAAAUUUAUAUGCUUAAGCAUAUAUGUAUACUAUUUUACCCUUGUCACAUAAAGUUCAACAAAUAAGGAGUACUUUUGUUUCAGAUAGGUUAUAGGUUUAGAUGUUUGCAAAUUCCAAUGUUAGUUUUAAUACGUUCAAUAUAUUUUUUUUUUUAUAUUCUUUUAACUUGUUUGCUUAUUGUCAACAUCCAUGAUUAUAAUAAUCUGCCUAUUUAGUGCCUAAAACCAUUUUAGUACCAUAAAUUUGAUUUAAUUUGUAGUUCAA
This is a messenger RNA of Macrosteles quadrilineatus (aster leafhopper), 2376 nucleotides long. RefSeq names its product membrane-bound transcription factor site-2 protease-like. Gene Ontology annotation, molecular function: metalloendopeptidase activity. NCBI's taxonomy places the organism in Eukaryota, Metazoa, Arthropoda, Insecta, Hemiptera, Cicadellidae. The coding region runs from base 455 to 1855 and encodes 466 amino acids. The record is from RefSeq and is a predicted model, not a curated record. The transcript has 7 exons. Gene Ontology annotation, biological process: membrane protein intracellular domain proteolysis; regulation of response to endoplasmic reticulum stress. Gene Ontology annotation, cellular component: cytoplasm; membrane.